This is a messenger RNA of Dioscorea cayenensis subsp. rotundata (Guinea yam), 644 nucleotides long. RefSeq names its product RING-H2 finger protein ATL67-like. Bases 45 to 569 code for a protein of 174 amino acids. Gene Ontology annotation, molecular function: transferase activity. The record is from RefSeq and is a predicted model, not a curated record. NCBI's taxonomy places the organism in Eukaryota, Viridiplantae, Streptophyta, Magnoliopsida, Dioscoreales, Dioscoreaceae. Gene Ontology annotation, biological process: protein ubiquitination. The transcript has a single exon.
UUUAAAAUGGUUGAAAACCCCCUUGUUCUAACCUUCUUCCCAAGAUGUCCAGCUCUACCUUCCUCUUUCGCAAUCUCGGCAAUCUCGGCCUCGGCUACGCGAUCGCCAUCGCUCUCUGCUUCCUCGUCCUCCUCUCCACUCUCCUCCUCGCCUCCUACGUCUGCUGCCGCUCCCGCCCUCCUGUUCUCCCCCGCCACGCCCCCUCCCUCCCCAGCAUCAUCUUCGUCACCGACGACGACGAUGACGAUGGCCCCCCAGACCGAUCUCCAAGCCCCUCCCGCGGUCUUGAUCCGGCGAUCAUCAAUUCAUACCCUAAAUUCGCUUUCUCCGAUGAGAAAGGUGGAGAGGCGGCGUGCGCUAUUUGUUUGGGGGAGUAUAAGGUUGGGGAGGCGCUGAGGAUGAUGCCGGAGUGCCGGCAUUACUUCCAUGUUCCUUGCCUUGAUGCUUGGCUUAGGUUAAACGCUUCUUGCCCUGUUUGCCGAUCAUCUCCGAUGCCGACGCCGAUCCCUACACCGCUAUCGGAGCUCGUGCCGCUCUCUCAGUUCCCCGCCGGACGCCGCCAGAGCUGAUUCUGAGUUAUGGAUCAUAUCUCACUGUAAAUUAUUAGUUUGGUUUCUUUGUUACUUAUCUUUUUUUUUUAUUUA